AUGAAGGAGCUUAUCCCACUAAUAGAUGGACGCCUAACAAUCAAACCAUACAAUAAUGCCGAAGGCAAGCUGAAUUAUCACUGUGUAGCAGAGUUUGUGAAGGUAGAGCAGCAACAACCAAAAGCUGUUGAGCUUAUAAUAAAAGCUGCUGCAGAUUCUAAUAAUAAUGCUGGACAGCAACUCCUUGUAAACAUGAAAAUAAUCAAUCAAGCAACUGGAGAUGCACUAUCUGACCUUCCGCUAGUAGAGGCUGUGCUAAGUGCUCGCGGAUGGUCUGUUAUGGACUGGGCUGCAGCCUGUACAGAUUUGCCUAACUGGCAACUCAGGAUCACUGUCAAGGAUCGUAAUUUAAUGAAGACUGUUGAUGCUGAGCGGAAAUGUGUAUCACCUUUGGGUCUUCAAGACAGAGUGGAUCAGCUUGUAUCUCAGUACCCCAGUGGAAGGGCUUUCGUUCGGCCUUCUGGCUCAGAGGAUGAUGUCCGUGUUUAUGUUGAGGCUGAUACUAGAGAAAAUUGUGAUAAACUGGCUCAGAAAGUAGCUGAAGCUGUUUUAGAAAAAUUGUGA
Schistocerca americana (American grasshopper) is the source of this 564-nucleotide messenger RNA. Its product is annotated as phosphoacetylglucosamine mutase-like. NCBI's taxonomy places the organism in Eukaryota, Metazoa, Arthropoda, Insecta, Orthoptera, Acrididae. The transcript is spliced from 2 exons. The record is from RefSeq and is a predicted model, not a curated record. Gene Ontology annotation, biological process: UDP-N-acetylglucosamine biosynthetic process. Gene Ontology annotation, molecular function: phosphoacetylglucosamine mutase activity. The coding region runs from base 1 to 564 and encodes 187 amino acids.